AAUGAAAAUAUCUGGAAAGUGACAGAAAAAAAAAUAAAUAAAUAAAACAACUCCAUCUCUUUCCUAAAGUGAGUGCCAGUUCAAUUCGAAGUUGAGUUCAUCGAAAACAUUUCCCCUGCCCUGCCAAACAAUAACAUCACCACCCACAACAAUCUUUGGCACGUGCCCCACAAAUGGAUAGACCACCACCAUCAAUGGCGGACAACAUAUUGGAUCGAGAACUAUCUUCUCCAAUUGCUACAAAUCAAUAUCAGCAGCAACAACAACGCCAACCACGACCAGAAAAAGAUGACACAGAUUUCGGCAAUGGCCGCUCAGCCACAAAUGAAAUACCAUCACGUACCGGCACUGUCGCCGCCAGUAGUCCAUGUCAAUAUGAAAAGCGUGAACGAGUUGUCAUUACCAAAAAUGUUAUCGUUAUUGGUCUGGCGUUUAUGAUACACUUCACAGCGUUCCAUGGCACCUCGAAUCUCCAGAGUUCGGUAAAUUCCGAUAAGGCAUUGGGCACCACAACGUUGGCUGUCAUUUAUGGGUCAUUAAUUCUGUCGAAUAUAUUCCUGCCAAUGUCGGUGAUAAGAUGGUUCGGCGUCAAACUCACCAUGGCCCUGUCGUUCUUUGCCUAUAUGCCCUAUAUAGCUGCCCAGUUUUAUCCACGUUUCGUAACCCUGAUACCAGCUGGUCUUAUGGUUGGUUUUGGCGGUGGCCCUCUAUGGUGUGCCAAAUGUACCUACCUCUCAACGGUGGCUGAGGCCUUGACUUAUGUUUCGGGCCACAAAUCACAAAAGGAUGAUAACACUGUGAAAUUCUUUGGCCUUUUUUUCAUCUUCUAUCAAAUGGCCCAGGUAUGGGGAAAUCUGAUAUCAUCAUCGGUUCUAUCGCUGGGUGGUCCUGCGGGCGAAAAUACUACAUCUGCGAAUGACACCUCACAUUUGGUGGGAGAGUUGUGUGGAGCGAAAUUUUGUCCCAGCAUUAAGGCGGAGGUUAAUCCAAAUUUAACACCUCCCGAACCGAGUAAGAUCCAAUUAUUGAACUCGAUAUUUUUGGCCUGUAUGGUGGGAGCGGUAUUGUUGAUUAUUUUUGGAGUGGAUUCGUUGAAAAGAUAUGGAGCCAAGAAGGGGGAGUCUGGCGGCAAGGACGCCUCUGGCUGGAAGUUACUGCUGUCCACCCUGAAUAUGUUGAAGAAGCGCAGAUUGCUGCUGAUGUUACCCAUCACCAUGUUCAUUGGCUUGGAGGAGGCAUUUUUGGCAGUGGAUUUUACCAAGUCCUUUGUAGCCUGUGGUUGGGGCAUCUCAAACAUUGGCUUUGCCAUGAUUUGUUUCGGUGUUGCCAAUGCCAUUGCGGCCGGCUUCGCGGGAGGUAUUGCUGAAAAAUUCGGACGGAUUAAUCUGGCAAUACUAUGUGCCUUUUUGAAUCUCUCGCUCUUCGGCUAUAUGUAUUUCUAUGAGGCGAAACAGGGUGACUACAUGAAAUAUUGUGCCUUUGCUGCCAUAUGGGGAAUAUGUGAUGGUGUUUGGUUGGUUGUUAUCAAUGCAUUUUAUGGCAUCCUGUUUCCCAAAGACUUGAUAGCCGGUUAUAGCAACUUUCGUCUGUGGGAAUCGACGGGUUCGGUCAUUGGCUAUAUUAUAAGCUCACAGUUUUGUACUUCACUGAAAUUGAUUAUUUUGAUUUGCGUCCUGUUAAUAGGGUGUACCGGCUAUGGCAUUUGUGAAUAUCGUGUCAGCAAAAAAUAUAAACAAUUAGAUGUUGUUAUAAGUGAAAAUAUUUAAUUUUUGUAUUUUGAUUUGUUUUUAAUAAAACUUGUUUUAUAAGGAUAUAAUAGCC
Musca domestica (house fly) is the source of this 1821-nucleotide messenger RNA. Its product is annotated as UNC93-like protein. Gene Ontology annotation, biological process: regulation of muscle contraction; regulation of potassium ion transport. The coding region runs from base 174 to 1766 and encodes 530 amino acids. NCBI's taxonomy places the organism in Eukaryota, Metazoa, Arthropoda, Insecta, Diptera, Muscidae. Gene Ontology annotation, cellular component: striated muscle dense body; plasma membrane. The transcript has 7 exons. The record is from RefSeq and is a predicted model, not a curated record. Gene Ontology annotation, molecular function: potassium channel regulator activity.